Messenger RNA from Babesia bovis T2Bo, 3976 nucleotides. RefSeq lists its product as uncharacterized. The transcript has a single exon. The record is from RefSeq and is a predicted model, not a curated record. NCBI's taxonomy places the organism in Eukaryota, Apicomplexa, Aconoidasida, Piroplasmida, Babesiidae. Bases 603 to 3863 code for a protein of 1086 amino acids.
ACGGUUAUAACAUGGGUGGAUACCUAUCCAUGUAGGUUGGUCAUAGGAUUGGGGGUCAUCUGUUGGUUUGGAGGCCAUAUUAGGAACUUCAUAUGUUUUUAUUGAUCUACUAUACAUAUGAAGUUUUCAAACAAGUUCUUAAGUCGGUUUCCUUGCUACAUUUGACACGGUGUGUAAGCACGACUGUUAUGGAUUCUUCUUCUGUUCUUAUUUUGGUGUCGUGAAGUCUCACGGGAGGUUUCAAUAGAAUUUGAAUCUUCUUAAGAACAUUGCUGUUUACUGAAAGUUCAAAGUGACGUGAUAUUUGUCAUAUUGCUUCAUCGACUCACAACGCCGUCCUAUAUCUUCGACAUCUUGGGUCGCAUGUAAAUUGCGGAUGCUAAUUUGUUCUAUAAAAUUUAGUUGUCACACGAAGGAAAUAACUGCCCCGUUUAUUUAUACGAGGAUUCUUGUAGCUGCUUCGUUGUGGCGUGUGACUUUUCUUCGAUUUGGAGACACGCCAUAAUGGCCACAGCUGCCUUCUACCUAAUCGCUAUUUAAUUUCAGUCUGGCUGUAAGGGGCCACUUAUGUGACGGUAUAUUUACGCGAUCCCACUCGCAAGAUGGGCCGAGAGGCAAAUUAUGCCAAUCUCUACAACGGUGGCUUUGCAACGUUUCCGACACAGCCUUCUGACAAGGAUCCAAAUGCUGAUCAUCAUGUUCGUACUGAUUUUGUAAGGACAGACCCUGUCAGGAAUGGAGAUGUCCGUGCUAAUGCAACUGCUGCGGACUAUCCUCCCAUCUCUACUGCAGCCUAUGGUACAACUGCCAACUUUACCAACAAUGCUGCACCUAUAAAACCUGUGAUCGUCGGAAGUGACACUUAUGGUAGGGUGGACAUAUUCGAUGACUGUGUGACAUUUACUCGUGACUUCUCAAGCACUACACUUGGCCGUCCGGAGUUGCAGAAGUUUGACCGCAACCCUUAUAGGAGCCGAUAUCUGAACACACCGGAGUGUGAGAACCUGGUUACGAAGCAUUGUCAGCGCAUAUUGCAUUCAUAUUAUGGCCGUGCGGAGUCAUUAUGUACCGCUUCUGUUGAAGGCGCUUCUAGACAGAUUACUUUCAACGACCUCACGGCAUCGGGUUUAACAUCAACAGACCACCUGGCAUCCAUCGCAACACUGUCGGUCUUAGGUCGUUACCAUAGUAUUGGGUAUCUGUCGCCACAGGUGGGCGGUGUCAGGAAUAAUACUGCGAGCAUUUACAGUCACGUGGCGAAUGUAAUUCGUGUGAUCUUUGCUGCAUCAGCAGCGGGACCAACGUCGGCUGAUAUUAGCGAUGCGGACACGGCUCGACGAUUCUACUCGUUGCUAUCCAGGGGUGUAUGGCGCCCAAAUGGAGACCCUUCGGAUCCACUCGCACAUAUCGAUCGCCGUGUAGCUCAGCGUGUAUCGCUUUUGUACGCAUUGUGUCUUCAUCUACUGGAUGUGUUGCUUCUCAAUGACCCCAACUGCAACCAAGAUAUUUUGGGUUAUGAAUCUGAAGCUUAUGACUUUCUAGUAUGUUCAACAUGUUGUUUCGUCGAACAUGCGGUUGGCAACAAUGACCGCACUAUAUGCUCACCAGCCACCAAGGAACCGCUCGAUGAUAAGAUGUCACCUAAAAUCGGUGAUUGCUAUUCACUAUUCACAAAGCACUGGAGCGUUUUGAGUGGCCUACUUUCACGAGGAGUAAAGUUCGGCAACUGCGAAUUACUGUUUAGGGCGAUCAAGGCGCUAUCUAAUUUUCUGGAAAAUACCCAUUCCGGUCGUUAUAUGUUAAUGUGGGUAUAUUGUGUUUAUUUACGUUUAAACCCUUCUGAUGUAUGUCGUGGCAACCACACAAUUCCACGGGUUCUAUUUGAACUUAUGACGAAGGUGAAAUGUGUACUUCAACUACAGGCUUUAACCCGGGCCGUAGAUAUUUGUAUGCGUGAUGCAAGUUUUAUGAAAUAUGCCGACGAACGGAUGAACCCACAGAAGACGUUCGCCAUUUUUGUUCUACAUACCUGCAAUCUUAUUCACAACAAGAUGGACGACCUUGCUGUCCCUAUUUUGCAGGUGCUAUACCAAUUGUUUGAUACGUGCCCUAAGACACUUCCCGAUAUUGCUAGUGCCAUGUCCGGCGCCACUGGGACGGUGGAUCGCUACAGCCACACUGUUAAUACUGCUGUGGAGACGUUCCUAAACGUUGCUACGUUGAGCAUUGGCCCUAUCCAGGUGAUUAUGGCGCUGAUAAUGCGUCGAAUAUUAUUGCGUUCUGAUAUUAUCAAGACUCUAACCGAGGAAAUGCGUAUUAAAUUUGUACGUCAUCUGCUUGGUGUGAUUGGUUUAAAAAGAUCUGUAGGAGCCAGCGAGACUGACGCUACAGGUGUAGUGAGUAAGGUAGCUUUGCUUGAUGCUUUUGUACAGUCAGGAGCGAUGCCUGAUAUGGUAUCCGCCAUGAGGAAUGCGAAUGCAAAGCAGCUACGUAUACUAUCUCUGCACACAAAGAACGUAUCUUGCGAGUCAUUGCAUAGGCUGUUGUGCGUUGGAGACAUUGCUACUAGGUUGGUUGCGUACGACGCUCUUGUAGGAUACCGUUCUGAUGGUAUGGAUUCCGGAACUUUUGUUAUGUGUGCUUUGUGUAGUGCAUCGAGAACAUGCCGAGGUGUAGAUGCCAUUUUGAACGACUACGUAUCGACUUAUUCUGGGCUCAGUGAAUGUCGUGAUUCGGCCGGUUUGGUGACUGAGGCUAAGUUUUUAAGAGCGUUAUCGGAUGAUUCAAUAGCUAGUCCCACUACGGACAUGAGAGUGGCUGCUCUUUUGUGCGUCCAUGCUACAAUAGCCAGUGUAUACAUGUCUAGUGAUGCCAGCAGGCAAAGCUUAAUCCAGGAGGUAUUAUCACCUAAAAAUGCACUUAGUUACAAGCAUCACCAGGCUGUUUUGGCGCGAUAUAAAGCCAAAUUGGAGUCACAACGCCGCGAGGUAAUUAAAAACAACGCCAGAGUAGAUGCACAGGUCCGUGAACUCCAGCAACAUAAGGCCAAUGCGACUAAACAAAUGGAACAAUUGCGAGAGGAGUACACGAUGAAGGUGGAACGCACAAAGAAUGAGCUUGUGAAUGCUCAAAGCCAGUUGAGUUCAGCCAAUGCUCAAGCUCAACAACUCGAUCGUGAGUGUGCCAGGCUUCGCACGCAGGUUGAUGAACUUGAUCAAGCGCUGCGCAAACUGUCAGCUGAAUCAGCACAGACUAACGAGCAUCUGAGAGAUGCAGUGUCACACCGUGAUCGUUUGAAAUUGGAGCUAUCUGGCUUACAGGGCCAGCUAGAGCAACGUGACAGAACAAUAGGCCAAUUAAGAAAUGUAGAGGCUGACAACGCAAGAAUGAACCAGGAUAUAAACGAAUUGAAUGCGAUGGUUGAACGUGUUUACCGUAUGUUAAUUACAUUAAUGGCAAAGCACCGUAACUUGGAGAGUGACCUUGAGCGCAGCAGGGAAGAAACGGCUCAGACGGCACGUCAGUUACAUGAUCGUCAAACUCAAGUGGAAGAUUUAUCAAAUCGCUGUCGUAGCCACGAAAACACAAUAAACACGUUACGUGUUGCAAAAGAUGGUGCGGAAAGUGAGGUACAACGCUUGGGUCGCGAAAUCCAAAUCAUGGAGGGGCGUAUUGGCAAGUCCAGCGAGGAGUUACACCAGCUACAAACUCGUUACUCGCAGGUAUCGCAGAAGUUACAGGUUACCGAAGAGCACAACAACCGAUUAAAUGAGCAGUUAGAACGCUGUGAGUCACAACUGCGGCUACGUAGUGAGCAGCUGUCUGCCAUUUACUCCACCUUUCAGGACAGAAAGCCAUACUGAUGUACAUUAUUAAACGUUAAUAUGGUUUUUAAUUUACUAGGAAAAUGUAUAAACAAUAUGUUUACAGGGCCAUGUUUUGCGCUUUGGCAUAUUGGUCCAGGCACUCUGUAUUU